AAAGCGCCCUCACCUUUGCCCCCUCCAGCUCUUGAAUCUUCUCCUGGAGCUUCUCAACAUGAACGCGGUCAGUGUGCUGUUCUGCUUCAGCCUGCUGCUGGCUGUCGGUGCCAGCCAGGGGACCAAACCCUGCGUCUCUCCAGUCUUGAUGAGUGGAGGUCUCACCGUGAUGACUAUGGACACAAUGGUUUCCACAGGGACAGUCAGCUAUGAUGCUAUUGGUCAGAGGAUGAGAAUCAGAACCGUCGGGCUCACUGCCAACAUGACACUCACAGACACUCUGAUGCUUUUUAACAAGAAAGUCUACUAUGAGAUUGACUGGACGAACUUCACCUGUACGAAGAGACCUCUGAACACAGACUUCAUCCCCAUGCAAGUUCCCCCUGAUGCUAAACUGAUGGGUCAGGUGUUCAUGGGCUCCUCCUCCUCCUGGGGAAUGGGUGUGCUGACCAACACCUGGUACGGAACUCUGCCAGGAAACGGUUAUUACUCUAGUGUGUUCACUGAGAUUGGCUGCAUCCCCUUGACCUUCUCUUCCUACACUCCUGAAAAUGGAUGGAUCACUUUAAGCACCUUCAACUGGGUUUUGGGCAACGUUGACCCCAUGGAAUAUUUUCCUCCCUUCUUCUGUGCCAAGGCUCAGCUGGAGGAGACUGAGAAACCAGACUCCAUGUUCACUGUCGUCAAGUCUCUAGCGCAGAGGAGCAAGAUGGCGGAGUAAGCAUCUGAAUAGUAGCAACAGCAUAGUCUCUGAAGCCACUCUCCACUUAUUUUGACCCCCAGAAGGCAUGAUCAUCAUGGAUCUCAAUGAUACUUAGAUAAAACUGGCCAGAUGAAAGAUACAGUAUCUUGCUAAGACUAAAUUCAUAGGCAUCAUAGGUUAAAAAGGGGGACAAAAGUCAUUUUAAACACAUUCUGGACACAUAAACACUUAUGAAUUGUCAUCAACCCUAAAAGGCCCAUUUCUCUGUACUGCACCUUAAAGGCAACCUUUACAUAGUCGGACAUCUGAAGCAAAUCUGGAGGUCAACAGUGAGAGCUGAGUGAAGGAGACUUUUCUGAAGUAGCAUUCCUGCUACAUUAUGUGUUCAGUCUCUUGAAUAAAGUCAAUAAAUGCAUUGAAAUGGACUUUAA
This is a messenger RNA of Cheilinus undulatus (humphead wrasse), 1134 nucleotides long. RefSeq names its product ependymin-2-like. Gene Ontology annotation, cellular component: extracellular region; lysosome. Gene Ontology annotation, biological process: cell-matrix adhesion. Gene Ontology annotation, molecular function: calcium ion binding. The coding region runs from base 59 to 721 and encodes 220 amino acids. The record is from RefSeq and is a predicted model, not a curated record. Lineage: Eukaryota; Metazoa; Chordata; Actinopteri; Labriformes; Labridae. The transcript is spliced from 6 exons.